Olea europaea var. sylvestris is the source of this 530-nucleotide messenger RNA. RefSeq lists its product as uncharacterized. Lineage: Eukaryota; Viridiplantae; Streptophyta; Magnoliopsida; Lamiales; Oleaceae. The coding region runs from base 163 to 513 and encodes 116 amino acids. The record is from RefSeq and is a predicted model, not a curated record. The transcript is spliced from 3 exons. Gene Ontology annotation, molecular function: metal ion binding.
GAAGCGUAUGUAUCUGAUAUAAAAGAUGACGGGAUCCUUUCAUCGUGGUAAGUAGACUGAUAAAAUGUCACUUUCAUUGCCCACUACCCGAUCACUUUUACCCAACGAAAAUGAUCAUGAUUCCUUAAAUGCUGCUGGAUAUGAUCUCCUUAUGUUGGAAAUAUGUCACCCAAGUCAAAGGGUGGCCAUCUUCCGCGAGCUACCCUUGCCACUGUGGAAUCCUUAACCAUGCCUCUUGAGCAGGAACUUGUUUUCUUAGCAGAUUUUCGAUGUUCAGGGUGUCAGCAGAGGGUUACUGAGAUUGUGUCAAAAAUGAAUGGAGAGAUUCAAUCUGUGGUGGUUAGUGUAUUGGAGAAGAAGUUAACGCUGAUAUGUACAUAUCCAGCUACUGCUGAUAAAUUGGAUGUCCAACAUGUUACUGCUUCGGCGUACACAGGUUCAUCAAGCAAAGCCUCCCGCAUUGCUCAGCGCCUUUUUCGCUCUUUCUACGGUAGAAAGAGAGCACUAACUUAAAGAAGAUCCAUGGAAUU